This is a messenger RNA of Podospora anserina S mat+, 2640 nucleotides long. RefSeq lists its product as uncharacterized. The coding region runs from base 1 to 2640 and encodes 879 amino acids. The transcript has a single exon. The record is from RefSeq and is a predicted model, not a curated record. Lineage: Eukaryota; Fungi; Ascomycota; Sordariomycetes; Sordariales; Podosporaceae.
AUGGGCAACCGCUUCUCAAGUGUUACCGAAUACCACAGUCUCAUACUGGGGCAUGGCGUCUUGGCCGCCAUUACCUUCCUCUUCAUUAUUCCUAUCGCAGUGUUGCUGGCGAGAUAUUACACGGCACGACCAGGCAGUGCUAUCCGCUUCCAUGCCUACCUACAGAUACUGGCUGUCGCCUUGAGCACCGUUGUGUUCGCGCUAGGAUUCUUCGCCGUUGGACCGCCACGAAACCUUACGAACCCUCACCAUGGCAUUGGCGUCGCCAUUUACGUACUCAUUCUCGUCCAGGCUCUCGGUGGCCGCUUGAUCAAGAAGCUCUCUGGGAGGAGGUCGUUCAGGGUACAUCUCCAUCGCUGGUUCGGACGGUCUAUCGUUCUUCUCGGCAUUGUCCAGGUGCCCCUCGGUCUCACGCUCUACGGCUCCCCGAAGUACACCUUUAUUCUGUUCGCUAUCUGGAUGGCAUUCUUGCUGUUCUUGUUCUUCUUUUUGGACUUUAAGGACUAUGGAAGACGGGAAUGGGUCAUGGGUGGAGGCGGUGGUGGCACCACUGUGUCUGGGGUGACGAGCAGCAGGGUGACGAGCAGCAGGGUGACUUCGGAUCGCAAACCUAGCGGAGGUAUGGGUUGGCUGGGUCCGUUGGCUGCUGGAGCUGGUGCCAUUGCACUUUUGCGAGGCCGCAAGGACAAGAAGGACCGGGACGCGGAAAGAGCUUUGAGUCGCAGCCCGAGCCCGAGCACGCGGACUGGAACCACACGACCUGCUACCACAGUUCUCUCUUCUCGCCGAUCCGACAGCUAUUACGAUGAGAAACCGGUUGACCGACGUCGCGCAAGUGGAGGUGGCUUCAUGAAUAAGAUUCUGGGCGCCGGCGCGGGUGUCGGUGCUGGUAUGCUCAUGUCCAAGAUGUUUGGUAAAGGCAAAGACAAUCGGCGCGACGACUAUUCUGCUGUGUCCACCGAAACCCCAAGCCGGACCCGAAGCGGCCGCAGACCUCCUCCUCCCCGGAGCGAGUUCACCCAGAGCGAAUACACUGAUUAUACAGGCUACACCGGUUACACCGAGUCGACUGUGCCCCCGCGGAGACCUAGCCAACGUGAUGGACGCCGAUCGCCUAUCCUUCCUGCUCCCAACCCAGUUGCGGCUGCGGCUGCCUUGAGUGCUGCCGAUGAACGACGAGGAGGCCCUAUCACGCCCCCGAGACGCUCGCGCACUGGCACAUCGAAAAUGGACAGCACCGUGGUUACUUCGGAUUAUUCUUCGUAUGUCAGCCCCUCGAGAAGAGCUUCGGAAAGACGACCGAGCACUGGCGGGGGCGGCGCAGGCAAGGGUUUCUUGGCUGGCAUUGGUUUGGGAUGGCUAGCGAAUAGGAUGAGCGGCAACAAGAGCAAGCAAGAUGACAGAGAGAAGGAACGGUUAAGGGCCGAGGAUGAAAGACGCCGGGAAGAGGAAGAUGAUAGGCGCUCAGGUCGUCGAGGGUCAAGGUAUACGGGUGACGGCUACUCUAGUCCAGCUACGCCAAGGAGGGAGCAGUCGAGGAGACGUCUACACAGAAACCGCCCACCCCCAUCAGCUGUCACGUAUACCGAGACCGCCACCUCGAUGCUUUCCGAUGAGUCUUCGAUUGAACCUCGGGGCACCACACCAUACGAUCCAGCACCACCUGGCUCUCGACUCCCGCCGCCGUCUAGUGUUGGCACGAGUGUCGCACCGCCUCCAGCUCCCCCUGUGGCAACUGGUCCACCACCUCAAGGGUAUCCAGGACCGCCGCCUGCUUAUCCGGUAGCGACGGCCGGUGGACCCCCAGCACCUGGUCCGCCUUUCCCAACAAGUGAUUCUUCCGGGCCUUCCCAUCCAAAUUCGAGAAACAACCUCGGCGACCCCAUCGCCAUGCUACCGAUGCCCUCUGACCCUCAGGGAUUCCUCCGCCAGGAAUCAGACAGCGACGCUUUUAGCUCUCCCAACAGAGGUGGCCGUCGCCGCAGUCGAAUCCGAGACCCCCAAGCAGCAGCAGCUGCCGCCGCGGCCACAGCUAGUGCCUUGGCUGCGCAGGAGGACGAGGAUCGCCGACGACGGGGGGACCCAGUUGCCAGCGUCAGGAUAGGCGUCCGCGACGACCCCGACAGAAACAUCACCCUCCGCAUGUUGACCGAGGAAGAAGCUCGGCGGGAGCAGCAGCGACGCCGGCGCCAGGACUCGGUCAGCAGUUCUUCUGGGACGGAGACACCGACUAACAGGCGGUAUCGACGUGAACCCAGCAGCACAAGAAGGGCUGAAUCGGCGGCCGAGCAGAGGGUAGAGAGCAGAGAGAGGGAUGACUCUGUGCCACCGUUGUCGACGCCAUAUGGUGCGGGAAGGAGACCGGGAGGGCCUCCGGGAGGAAAGGAUUCGGCUUAUUAUUCUGGACCUCCUCCGCCGGCGGGUGUGGCACCGCUUCAGGGACAGCCUGGGCCGUCGGGGGGGCCACCGACGAAUACAGCUACUGUGACGAUGAGUUCCCUUGCUAGUCCGGGGGGUAGUCAGGCGACGUUUACUAGUGGGGAUAUCGCCGCUAUCGACCGGAGGAGGAGGAGGAGAAUGGAAAGGCGGGCGCAGGGGGAUACGAGUACGAGGGGGGGGACGUCGGUGGAUGAUUAUUGA